Messenger RNA from Diabrotica balteata, 478 nucleotides. Lineage: Eukaryota; Metazoa; Arthropoda; Insecta; Coleoptera; Chrysomelidae. The record is from the annotation of a GenBank genome assembly.
AUGCCUGGUAUUGACUGUAGUGACCAGAUGAUUAGUUAUUAUUCAUCUCCGAGAAAAAGUAUUAGAUGGUAUAAAAAAGUAAUGUUCGAUCUACUAGACAUUUCUCUUUGGAAUGCAUUUUACACAAAAAGAACAUUAGACACACAGUUAUCGUUCCUUCAGUUUCGCGAAGAAAUUGUCAAAGAAUAUGUAGGAAUUGAUAAAGAUGAGCAAGAUGGAAGUAACUUGGCGAAGACGGGACUAUUACAUAGUGGUAAAAGGCCACGACUGGAUCAACAAAUAGCAAACAGGAACACUGAUUCUGGCAUGCACUUUAUCGAUAAAAUACCAAACUCAAAAGAUCCAAAUAACUCCUACCAUUUGAUAUGCAAACAUUGUACAUCAAGAUAUAUACUAAAGGAGACCAAGUACCUUUCUCUUUGUGUCGAACCUUGCUUUGAAGAUUACCAUAGACAAUACAAUUUUUGUUUUUAAUCAA